CAACGAAAGCGACGAACAUACUAACGAUUAGGACACCGACUUAGCAUGACUCCCGAUUUUUCUGUCCCCGAUGUGCAAAAGGCCUGGGUUUCAGUCUCACAGGGAACUCCAGAAAAGUCCCUACAGCUCAAGUCCGACUGGCCUGUCAACAAGCAGCUCAAACCAGGGCAUGUCCUCGUGAAGACCCAGGCAGGGGCUUUGAAUCCUGUAGGAUGGAAGAAGAUGAAGUAUCUCCCAAACUUCAUCGCCAAACGGCCAUACGUUCCGGAACACGACUUUGCUGGAAUCAUCGUGGAUGAGAAUGAUUCUCAUUUCAAGAAGGGGGAUGAAGUGUUCGGUUGGGCAAGUGUCCAAUAUGGCUUCAGCUCGAGACAAGGCUCCCUAGCCGAAUACGUCAGUGUCCCAACCCACGAAGUAGUCCUCCGACCACCCAAUAUCAAGCCUAUCCAAGCCGCUGGUAUCGCUCUCGCAGCGCUGACCGCCCUCGGAGCCCUUGACGAAGCUAAUCUGGAAGAAGGACAAACCCUCUUCGUUAACGGCGGCAGUACGGCUGUUGGUUCGUUCGCCAUCCAACUAGCAAAGCUGAGAGGCGCCCGAGUCGUGGCUGUUGCUUCGGGCAAGAACGAGAAGUACGUUCGUGACUUGGGAGCGGACGAGUUCAUUGACUAUACCAAAGUUGGUCCUCUGCACGAAUACCUCGCCAAGAACCCGCCAUCUCCCAAAUACAACCUUAUUCUCGAAGCCGUUGGCAUUUACGACCCGUCUCUCUAUACCUACAGCAAAUCAUAUCUAGCACCGAAUGGCAUCUAUACCUCGGUGGGACCAAUGCCCAAUCGAGACCUGAAAUCGCUCUGGGACACACUGCGAAUGGCAACGAUCGUACUCCCAUCCUUCCUAACAGGAUUCAAAGCCAAAUUCGGGAUGACCUCGGUGGAGAAUAAAGAGAACAGACUGGAACGCUUGAGGCAGUUGCUGGAAGAGGGGAAGCUAAAGCCCCUAGUGGAUUCGGUGUACAACUUUGAAGACGCAUUGAAGGCUUACGAGCGUAUCCUAACUGGAAGAGCUACAGGGAAGGUCGUAGUGAAAGUCGAUAAUAGCCUUAAAGCAUGAUGAAUGGCGUGUCCACAUUGGUCUUGCAUGUGGCUUGGUUUACGAGGACUGGGAUCCUUUCUUACGGAACUUCGUGUAACAGAAGAAAGAGCACAACGUCAUUGGUAUACCUACAACACUGUUGCACAAUCAAUUUAUUUUGGU
Coprinopsis cinerea okayama7#130 is the source of this 1254-nucleotide messenger RNA. RefSeq lists its product as hypothetical. The transcript has 6 exons. The coding region runs from base 46 to 1110 and encodes 354 amino acids. The record is from RefSeq and is a predicted model, not a curated record. Lineage: Eukaryota; Fungi; Basidiomycota; Agaricomycetes; Agaricales; Psathyrellaceae. Gene Ontology annotation, molecular function: oxidoreductase activity. Gene Ontology annotation, cellular component: mitochondrion.